Molecule: messenger RNA, 4888 nt
Organism: Tachysurus vachellii
Lineage: Eukaryota; Metazoa; Chordata; Actinopteri; Siluriformes; Bagridae
Product: intestinal-type alkaline phosphatase 1-like
Exons: 17
Coding region: 2616-4136 (506 amino acids)
Biological process (GO): dephosphorylation
Cellular component (GO): plasma membrane
Molecular function (GO): alkaline phosphatase activity
Source: RefSeq, a predicted model, not a curated record
UGUGUGUGUGUGUGUGUGUGUAUGUGUGUAUGUUCCUUCAUCCUCUAAUUAACACCAUGGAUCUACAACACACCCUUACAUCUGGAAUAUUAAUUUCAUGUUUGAUUAGUGCCUGUUUUUCUGCUGUCCCAGUGGAAGAAGAAGAUCCGUGGUUUUGGAACAUUAAGGGGAAGGAAGCUCUCAUCUCAGCUUUGUCUCUAAAAGCAAAUGUUUUUCGAGCCAAAAAUCUCAUCCUUUUUCUCGGAGAUGAGUCAAUCAUCCUGUCCUGAGCACAUCAGAAGAAUUGUUUCACUGAGAUUUUGGUAUGGGAGUUCCGACAGUGACAGCUGCUCAGAUUCUGAAAGGGCAGCUUGCUGGUAAAAAUGGAGAGGAGACCAUGUUAACCAUGGACAUGUUCCCUUACCUGGCUUUAUCCAAGACCUAUAAUGUGGAUCAGUAGAUGCCAGACAGUGCUGGUACGGCCACAGCGUAUCUGUGUGGUGUUAAAGCCAAUUACGGAACACUAGGGCUCGGAGGGGUCAGUGUAACACCACCUUGGGCAACGAGGUCAAAUCAGUCCUCCACCGUGCCAAAGCAGCAGGGAAGUCUGUGGGUGUUGUGACAACCACACGAGUUCAACAUGCAUCCCCAGCAGCAAAUUAUGCCCAUGUAGCUGAUAGAGACUGGUACGGUGAUGCUGAGCUGCCUGCUAGCGCAGUGAGUCAAGGCUGCAAAGACAUUGCCUACCAGCUCGUCCACAACACUGACAUCAAUGUGAUUUUAGGUGGAGGGAGACUCAAGAGACUCAAGAUCCUGAAUAUCCUAAAACCACAGGUAGCAGAAAGGACAACACAAACCUGAUCAAUGAGUGGCUCAAAAACAAAAAGGUAACUUCUUCUGUCCUUGGUCAAAUUAUGCAUUCGAAAUUUUUUCUGAAUCAUUCCACAGUCGCUCUUAUUCACCAAAAGCCAAGCUGUCACUGUUGGACCCUUGAGCCCCCUGGGGCACUGUAUCAUGGCAGAUCCUGUGCUCUGACCUCAACAUGGCAGAUCCUGUGCUCUGAACUCAACAUGGCAGAUCCUGUGCUCUGACCUUAAAGUUGGGAUAUGCAAAGAAACAAUUUCACUGUGCUGUAAUGUACAUGUGACAAAUUAAAAAACGUCUUCUAUUAAAAAAAAAUCACACAAUUUCAUACAUCAGAUUCAGAUGUCAGACAUGUUCAUAGACAAUAUUCAGAUCACUGAGACUGAGAGUUUUAUGAAUCCCUCGGGGGUUUCCUCCGGAUACUCCGGUUUCCUCCCCUGGUCCAAAGACAUGCAUGGUAGGUUGAUUGGCAUCUCUGGAAAAAUUGUCCGUAGUGUGUGAUUGCGUGAGUGAAUAAGAGUGUGUGUGUGUGCCCUUCGAUGGGUUGGCACUCCGUCCAGGGUGUAUCCUGCCUUGAUGCCCGAUGAAGCCUGAGACUCCCCGUGACCCGAGGUAGUUCGGAUAAGCGGUAGAAGAUGAAUGAAUGAAUGAAUGUUAAAAUCGUUAUUGAAAUAAAAUUGAAUUGAAUUGCAUAAAAGUUUUCUUUCGGGAACAAAGAAGCUUUGAAGAACCUUUUUUUCUAGAUCUUUAUACAUUAUCUGUCAACACAUUAAAAAGUGUACACACAAAACCUGAAGUCUAUUCAUUGAUGCUCAUGAAGGAAUGAAUAGAAUACUGCGUGUGUGUGUCUGUGUGUGUGUGUGUGUGUGUGUGUGUGUGUGUGUGUGUGUGUGUGUGUGUGUGUGUGUGUGUGUGUGUGUGAGUGUGUGUGUGCAUGCGCAUGCGCAUACCUGCGCACAUGCGCAUGCCUGUGCCCAGGGAUAUAUUUUAAUGCCACUGAGGUGGAAAAAUGUCAACUUUGUUUCUUCACCCAUCCUGCCCUCCUUCACUCUCUCUAUUCACUCUACUCUAAAGUUGAGUAGUCUCUCUUUCUUUUACACAUGAACAAAAACACACACAGAAAGAAACCCACACACUAGCAUCACUCAUUCAGCACCUCAUUGAUUGCUAUGAAAUGGGGGAAUUACUUCACCCAACCAUUGUGCUUGAAUUUUAGAGUAGGUCUGAGGUAGAGAAAGCAGACCAAUGGAAGGUAGAAGACAGGAGAAGACAGAAGAAAAGACAAGACAAAAGCUUUGCAGAAGACUGGACGUGAAACUGUGGAAAUUGGGUUUGUUUUGGACAAGAGGAGACAGAAGAAGCGAGAUUUUUUUUUUACAGGAGAAGACAGGAGGAGAUGGGAUUUGGUUUGGACAGGAGGUGAAAGGAUAGAAAGACAGAAAAUAGGUGAUAAAAGCCAGUAGGAGACAUGGGAAGACAGAAAUCAGGAGGGGGUUUUGUUUGGAUAGGAGGAGCCAGAGGUUUGGUUGUACAGGAGGAGACAUAAGUCUGAACAGGAGGAGAUAGAGGUUUAGUCUGAACAGAAAGAGAAAGGGAUUAGGUUUGAACAGGAGGAGACAGGGGAUAGGUUUGGACAGAAGGAGACAGGGGUUUAGCUUGGACAGGAAGAGUCAAGAGGAGACAGUAGUUUAGUCUGGACAGGAGGAGGCAGCAGGAGACCAGGGUUUUGUUUGGAAGAACUGAGUGGACAUCUGAGUGGAGAUCAGGCUGUGAUGAAGCUGCGACUCGACAUUCUGCUCCUGCUGUGCUGCUCCAUCUGUCUCCAACUUCUGCAAAUUCUUCAUCACACUCAUGCUCACACUACAGCUCUUUGGGAAGCCGAUCCUUCAUACUGGAAUGAACAAGCUAAGAAAAUGCUGCAUGAUGCACUUGAACUCCAGCCGAGGAAUCACAGGGCCAAAAAUAUCAUCCUCUUCCUUGGUGAUGGAAUGGGUGUUUCCACUGUUUCAGCUGCCCGAAUUCUGAGAGGACAGAUGGAUGGAGGAUCAGGGGAGGAGACUGUCCUCGCUGUGGAUACAUUUCCUUACCUUGCACUGUCAAAGACUUACAGCGUGGAUAAGCAGGUAGCGGACAGUGCAAGCACGGCUACAGCAUACCACUGUGGUGUUAAAGCAAACUCUAAAACUGUGGGUUUAAGUGCAAGUGCCAUCCCCUACGAGUGUAACACAACCUUCGGAAAUGAAGUUUACUCUGUCCUGCACCGUGCUAAAUUACAAGGUAAAUCAGUAGGCAUUGUGACCACCACUCGUGUCCAACAUGCAUCUCCAGCAGCAGCAUACGCUCACUCAGUGAGCCGCAGCUGGUACAGUGAUGCUGAUUUACCACCCGAAGCCCAACAAGAUGGCUGUGUGGACAUUUCCACUCAACUCAUCACUAACACCGACAUUGAUGUUAUUCUUGGAGGUGGACGGAUGUACAUGACACCUAAAGGUACUCUGGAUCCAGAAUAUCCAUCUUCAUCAUCACGAAAAGGUGAUCGUGAGGACAAGAGGAACCUGAUCGAGGCAUGGCUGGAUCAGCGGAAGGACAGAAGUGCUCAGUAUGUUUGGAAUAAAGAGCAGUUUAAUGCAGUGAAUGUGAACACUACAGACUGUCUGAUGGGGCUGUUUGAACCGAAGGACAUGAGGUUUGAGGUGUUCAGGAACCGGACACGUGAUCCCUCCAUUGUGGACAUGACGGAGAAAGCCAUUCAGAUCCUCAAGAAAAAUCCAAAUGGAUUUUUCCUCUUUGUGGAAGGAGGCAGGAUCGAUCACGGCCACCAUGCUGGUAUCGCUAAACUGGCGCUUACCGAGACAGUGAUGUUCGACCGAGCAGUACGUCGAGCAUCUCAGCUCACUGAAGAGUCAGAAACCCUCACCAUUGUCACAGCAGAUCACUCACACGUCUUCACAUUUGGUGGGAACACACUUCGGGGAAACCCUAUUUUUGGUCUGGCACCGAAGAACGCAGAUGACAGACUUCCAUUUACUAGUAUCCUGUAUGCUAAUGGCCCCGGAUACGUGCAUGUAAAUGGGACAAGAGCGAACGUGUCGACAGUGGAUUACUUUGAUGAGAAAUACAUGCAGCAGGCUGCUGUGCCAUUAGAUGCCGAGACUCAUGGAGGCGAAGAUGUGGCAAUUUACGCUAAAGGCCCAAUGGCUCAUCUCCUCCAUGGAGUCAAAGAGCAACAUUACAUCGCACAUGUGAUGGCAUAUGCCGCUUGCCUCCAUCCGUACAAAGAAUGCCCCCCCUGAAUCUAACUCAACCCCUCAUCUCUCUCUUUCUCUGUCCCUCAGUUUUUCAUGUGCAGUGAUAUGGUUCAGUUCUAGAUGACGGUGUUAAUCUACGCCUGUCCUCCAAGGAAGGCUAUAAUGCACCCUCUUCCACUUCCACUCGCUAAAGUCAUUUUAGAGGUUUUACCUGCAAUGAGAAGAUGAGGUUGAAACUUGAUUAUGUGAUAUUCCUUCAGAUCAACAUGAAAUACACCAUAAAAUACUGGUUUCAAUUAUACCAUAUGCUACCUAACAAUAUUAGCUGCCUAAAUACAACACUGACCAAAUGUUAGCCAGCUAACUAGAUAGCUUAGAUAAUAAUCCUUGCUAUCUAUGAUGUUAAGUAAACUAUCAAAAUGUGUAAUUAAAACCAGAAGCUAGCAUGGAUUUGCAAGCAUGUUAGCUACACACAAUCAGAGUUCUGAGCAUUUGUUGAGGGCUUUAUUUGAAACUCAGGGAUGGAUUGUAACAAAUUCCCUUUUUUACAUAAAUAUUGUUUUUGCAGUUUUACAAUCAUUUCAACCGCACAUACAUAAAGAAAAUGCCUUUAAAAAGAUUACUGUGUCUCUGUAAUAAUUGUUACUUGUUUUGUUUGUUUGAAUCAAUCAAAUUUUCUAUGGAGAACUUUUAUAUGCAUUUUCUAAAGUAGGAGUUUUCUGUAGAAUUUAUAUUUACAGUACUGUAUAAUGUACACUGAAGCAAAAUUUUUAAAUAAAAUUUUUAUCUAUUUUGAA